AUGCGUCGAUCCGUUCUCGCCUGUUUCGUGCUGCUCACAUCAGCAACUGUUGGCGCAGUGAGUGUGGCCAAAAGCACCGACAAUGACAUUGUGCUCAAGGUGUCCGCAAACAAGGUGAGUCCUUCCGAACUUAACUCUAUCGCUCUUUUUCUCCUCAGAUGGAACUUAUGAUCAACGCGGUUUCAUAUAUCAUAGUUUGACUGGGUUUGGGAACAUUCUAAACACAAAAAGAGAGUUCUGCUCCUUUAUGAAACUGCAGUACGUUCUUCCAAGACAGUAAUCCAUGGUCAUUGACCACCCAGUUCUGUCACCCCUCAUAAACUGCCAGUUCCUAAAGUUGUAAACUGUCUGCCUUGACCCGUAUUCUUCCGAACACUUUCCAUCUUUCCAGCAUUCCUCUCGUGACACCUAUCACUUUUCCGGCGAGUGGCUCGAGUCUCCGUGGGGUGACCUCUAUCAGUUCCGGGCCGGCGAUCAGAACUGGCUGACCGCCCGCGAACACUGUCUCUCGCUGAACGCCGAUCUCGCAGCCAUCCGGAACGUCGAGCAGUUGGUACGCGGCUUUGCCCAUUCUCGCCCCUGUUAAUCGCACGUGUUCAGGACUGGAUCUUAUCGCAUUACGCCCCUCUUUCGUCUCGGUUUGCGCAGCGUCUCGUGCAGGUUGGCUGCUAAAACGGAAAUCCCAUCAAAUCUUGUUAUUUGUUCAGAUUGGACUGUAUGCUCCGGAAGGACAGACGCAUGAAUGGAAGUGGCUGGACGGAAAGGAGAUCAACACGACUUUGUUGGUGUCUUCCGCUUCUAUUCAAUGCUUGACACGGGUCAUUUCAGACAAUGGAGUUCCGGCGAACCUUACGAUCAUUCCAUGGAAGGAAGGGAACGAUGCGGACUGCUAAACGUGGAGAAGCGACAGUUGGAUGACGUGGACUGCGAAUCGACGCCUUCUGAUCAUCACGCACUUCGGUACAUUUGUCAGAGGACAAGCGAGAAUCACAAGCAGGUUCGGAGAUAAACAGAGAGUCCUAAUGAGUCACCCGAUUCCCGUUUAUUUUAGCAACAGCGAUCCAACAACUACAUCUGGCAGAAAAUCGAAAAUCUGUUCAGUUUCUUUGGAAUCGGGUCCACUGCCACUCCACAUAAUGCGACGGUGUCGAAUGAUUAUGAGGACGAAGUGGUGAAGAACGAGACAAAGUCAGCCGCCGUAAAGUUCUCGGACAGUGACGAGCAAACGUCGAGCGAAGAGGAAGAAGAGGUCAUCAAGACACUGGCUGCGCUUCCGAAGAUCGAGGGAUCCGGCGAGUCGACGACACUAAAGGAACUGCAAGAGCCAGAAGGAAGCGGGCAGAUUGUGGAGAAGAAGGCGAUCGAGACACCGGGAGAACUGGUGGAGGGGGUGGACGAGGGGAAGCUGGACAAGAUGAUCAACAAGAUGGAGGAGAUGAUCAAGAGCAUCGACGAUCUGACAGUGCCCCCGGCCAGCAGUCUGGAGAGAACGACAGUUGGAACUCCGGUGAAACAGGAAGAGGAGAAGAAGAAGAAGGAAGAGGAUGAGCCCGCGAAAGGAUUCGAGGAGAACAAAGUGUCGGAGAACAUUGAGGGAGACUUCGAUCAGACAAAGUCGAAGGACAUGCCAAAGGCUGAUAUUGUGCCGCCAAAAGAGGAAGAUUGUGAUGAGGACGGAUCGGGAAGUGGCGAGGAGCAGGAGGAUGAGAAGGACGAUGACGACGGAAAGAAACUGGAGCUGGCGCCGGAGAAGGAAGACAAGAUCAAGGAGUUUCUGGGUGUGCUGAGACUGUUCCUUGACCGUGCCGAGCAUGGAGACUUGAGGUGAGGGCAUGAGAAAUGAAAGAGAAUAGGUUUGGUCUCAGAAAACUUCUGGAUGAUCAGAGUGGAAAGACGCUUCUGGAGAGAAUGAAGAAUGCUGUGAGAGAAGCGAACAAGAGAGAGUUUGAAAUGUUAGAAAGCAUGGAAAUUGCGAAGAAGAGCGGAGAAGAAGAGAAACUGACGGCAAAGAAGGAUCAGAUGAGCACGGAGGAGCAGAAAGAUCUGUACAAGAAGAUCAGUUCGGCAGUGAUGAAAGCGGCGAAGGAGCAGAAGAAAGAGGAGAAAGUGCACGAUGGUGAGGGCACGGAUUGAGUGGAAGCAUACGAACAUGUUCAUUUCAUUUCAGAGCCCGCAAUGGAAAAGUUCAAUAUUGCGAAGGAAAAGGUCGAUAAAGAGGACGAGUCGGAGGGGACGCUGGAGGUGUUAAAGUCUGCGACGGAGGGAAAGGAGCCGACGGAGAAGGUUGGCGACGAUGAUUACUAUGGGGAUUAUUUGGAUGACAACAAUGUGGUCAAGGUUCAGAAUCGAGAUGGAGAGAAGAAGACGUCGGAAGAGGAGCCAGCUCAGAAGGACGAACCAAAGUUGGAAGAGGAAGUGUCCACGGCCGAGCCUGAAAAGAAAAAGGAAGAAGCGACGAAUACUUCUGCAGCACCGGAGAAGGUGGAAACGACGACUGAAGAAGUUAAAGAGGAAAAGAAAGAGGAAGAAGUGACCACCAAGGCCGAGUCUGAGAAGAAAGAGGAGCCGACAUCUGAAGCACCGAAAAUAGAAGAAGAGAAGACUUCUGCCGAACCGGAGAAGGUGGAAACAACGACCGAGGAAGUGAAAGAGAAGAAGAAGGAGGAGGAAGAGGUGACCACCGAGGCGAAGCCAUCUGAGAAGCCAGCCGAAGCUGAAGAGGACGAACUCGAAGCUUCCGGACAAGAAGAAGACACCACGACUUCUGAAUCGACGAUUGUUGCAGUGAAGGAAGUGUCCGCCGAGGAGAUUGAGAAACCGACAAAGUUGGAAGCGAAACAGGAUUCCGAUGAUGUUCCACUCACGGCCGUUCCAAGCACUGAAGCACCGACGACUACUUCCACUGCACCGUCAUCUUCUGCGUUCGCUCGGACGACGACCGUUCCCAAGAAAACCACUCCAGUCACUGUGGCCGUUCGUAAAGUGAGCGAAAAAGAGAUGGAGAAGCUGUCGAAGCUGGAGGCCACCGAGAAGGUCACUCUACUGCCCCCGCUGCCCACGUUCACCUUCCCAACCCUCGCUCCAUUCACUUUCCCGACUCUUCCGACCCUUCCCACUACAAAGCCGACUCCCGCCCCGAAAGUUCCCACUUUGGAAGAGAUUUUGGGCAACUUGAAUGAUCAAUUCAAGAAGCUUCUGUCGCCACCAAAGCCAUUGCCAAAGUAA
Messenger RNA from Caenorhabditis sp. 36 PRJEB53466, 3225 nucleotides. NCBI's taxonomy places the organism in Eukaryota, Metazoa, Nematoda, Chromadorea, Rhabditida, Rhabditidae. The record is from the annotation of a GenBank genome assembly.